AUGUUCGGUGUGUGUGACCUGACAGUGACAGACGACACAGUGCUCGAAGAGCACAAUGUCGACCCAACCCUCGUACAAAUGCGUCUCAUAGGAGAUGGGGUGGUGGAGUCUAUAAUGCGAGGCGAGAACGUGGGUAUCACCCCCCGAAGGUCACGAUCUACCGCCGUGCUCCAGGCACAACAACACCACCACCACCAUAAUAAUCGUCAGCAACAGCACCUGCCCAUUACGGGUCGUAUUCUAGGUAGUCAUCGGGGAAUAGCGUCGACUGGACAGCUAGCCCCGGUUGCUAACAAAAGGUCUACACCUAUUCGCGUUAGGAAAAGGGCUUCAUUAAGCGAACCUGUGUUAAGCCGUAGUUCAGGACCGUAUCCGGAUUCAACCGACAAAGGUACGUAAUGUGUAAUAGAACUGAUUGCAAUUAGUCUUGUUCUUCCUGCUCAUCGAAAGGUCGUAAGUCUGUUUUCUGUUUUUUUUUGUUUUAUAUUCUAAAAUUACAUAAAUAGGUAAGGUAAAACGAUCACUAGACCUAAAAAGAUCGAUGGGAUUCUCGCGCCAAAUGUAUCGUAUAAACCAGCGGUC
Agrilus planipennis (emerald ash borer) is the source of this 582-nucleotide messenger RNA. RefSeq lists its product as uncharacterized. Bases 1 to 399 code for a protein of 132 amino acids. The transcript is spliced from 5 exons. The record is from RefSeq and is a predicted model, not a curated record. Lineage: Eukaryota; Metazoa; Arthropoda; Insecta; Coleoptera; Buprestidae.